GAGUUCCUUCGAGGGUGAUUGAUUACCUCAGGGGAUUUCCCUAAGCUGUCUUGCGCGCGAGACCGAAGGACGGGCAUUUCCCUUUAGAUUGAUGUGUGGCUACACAUCACUCGUCUGGAGCGCUUUUAGUUUAAUGCAGAGAAUCAAAAAUUAAGCGCCCCCCAAACGUGCUCAUGAAUUCCUGCCGGAUUAGGUUUGAGGUCACCUAGACAGAACAGCCAAUGGGACACUCGUGAGACCCUGGAUUCUUCCUGGCACUAAUCAGUUGGCUCUACAUAUGGAUUGAUUCGGGAUACCAACCAGUCAAAGAAAAUGAUCCGUCUUUGACUGCGUGCUAAUAGACUUCAAAGCUGAAGAGGUAACUUAGGUUGAAAACAAGUGCUUUUCCAAUGAAAAGCCCUUCUACGGCUAAACAACUGAGCCUUUCCUAUUCCGGCACUGGCUGCGCAAGGAGUCAAUUGCACCUCGAUUGAAAUCACAACGGCUCGUAGAUUUUAGACUAGUCGAAUAAACAGCAUAAGCGUUCAUAAAAUUCACUGUCAUAGCACAACUACAGUGGAAAACGAGGCUGAACACGAGUGUGAGGAUUCGCCAGCGCUAGAAAUCGUAACGGAAACACAAACUCUAUCGACGGAAUAGAUCUGUGUAAAGCCAACAUUUUGAUUUCCAUCUGCCGUCAGAUUGCACAGCCGAAGGCAGUUAUAUUCAAUUGCUUUUAUCUACGGAAAUAGUAAAUAUUCGGCAAUACUUUAUGAGACAACCUGUCACCUUCCAAGAGCAUUGAGUCUUCUUCCGUAUUUCCUCUUAUACUAAAUAAUUUAAAUUAUAAUAGGAACUAGCAAGCAGUACCCCUAAAAUCUACGGCGUUUUAUUCUUACGGUCUGGUAUAGAACGAUCGUCACGCGGCACCCAGAGUGUGUAGCUGUCGUUGCUCCUUUUUGAUAUUUCCUAUUCUACGUCUGCAGCAACCGUGUACGAGGGUCCGCGACCUUUCUUUCGCUUGAGGCCCUCCACUACGUCUACAGAGACGGCCGCUCAUGAAAAAAGCCGACACCAAAUAGCAUUUGGUUCAUUUCACUUGAAACGUCGUUACACAAUGCAAAAGAAAAUCAAGCAGUAGUAGUAGCACACUGGUCACAAAUGGAACUAAACCAAGCAUAUUUGCCCAUCGGACUUUGAGCAACGUUAACGGGAAGCAUUGCAAGUACAUACAUACAUAUAUAUAUCAACUAAGGGAUAUUACCAAAGACUUAGACUAGUACUGAUCACGACCGUGCUAAAUACCUAGAUGAAGCGAGCAAAAAAAAUAUAGCGGGAGAGAAUCAUUUUAACUAAGGUGAGUUAGUUGGGGUACUGCCAGACGAAGUACAGUUAUCGGCGCUGCUGAUUCACGCAGCAUUCUGCAUGGAUAUUGGGAAUGUAAAAGUGUUGAACUUGAACGCUUAAGAAAAAAAAUCGUGCCUCCUUCGACUUUUUGUGCCGCGCCAUUGUUUGUGCCAUUGUGGGCGUAGCGCGCAUCAAGGAAAAUCGCGUUUCCGCCAAAUUACCCAGCUAAUACGGUUGUCCCGGACAGAGUCGCUUCUGGACAUUUUUAUCGUUGUAGAGGUGAAGUCUGGAAAAAUGUCGAACGUCUGCGGAGUACGAGAAACUAAGUAAACUCGGUAACGGAAGCUUCGGAGCGGUUUGUGAGUAGUAAAUUUCGAAUAUUUUCUCAGAGCUGCUAACUAGAAUAUGAUAAAAACUGGAUUUCUUGAAAGGUAUCUAUAUACUUACAUUGACUUUGUAUUUGGGCUCAGAAAUCGGAAAGAUGAAUUAUUUAAACGGAUUUGUGGUGCUAAAGUACUCUUUUGAUUUAGCAAGUGAUUCAGUCUGCAAUUUGCUUCCAUGAUGUAAAGGGCGUUACGCUAAUUGGUAGCACCGACUAUACUAAGCAUACUAAAUAAUAUAGGUAUUAUGGUGAUCAUGUUAGACAUUGGGUUAUUUUCGAUAUUCAAGAACAUCUGUGCUCUGAGGCUUCAGAUAUACCAAGUCUUUCCAGCUUGCCGUAUUACAGGUGCCGUACUUCCAUCGUUGGUCAGGUUUUAAGUAGCAACCAGAUCGUCAUACCAAAAUAUCAAAUAAUUCGUUUAUCGUGGCAACGAAUUUAGCAUUUUUCAUCUAUUAUUUAGUUGUUCAAGAAAAGUUUACCUUGAUCCUAGAAAAUAUAUGCCAGCCAUAAAUCUGUUUGGUAGCCUAUGUACUCGCAUAUCUAGAUUAUGCCUAACCUAUUACUCGCUCUGUAACCAACGUUUCGGUGCGGGUUCUUUUUAGUCAACUGAUGUUCACUGUUCACGUUUUGUUUUCUCUGUUUCGUGUUUUACGUCCGGCGCCAUAGUCUUUGGGCAUUCCUUCAGACAGACGACUCCCAGCGCAAAGUGAAAUAUGUCUAUGCUCGGUUUCGAAAUUAAACCGCGACGUAUCUCUAACAUAGCAGACAAGUACGUCACCCACUAAGCUAUGACAGGGAUUUAUCGUUUUAUCCUAUCAUCCUGCGUAUCAUCUCUUUAGGGUAAAAUUUCCACGCCAGACCAGCUACUUAAUUAUUGGUUUUCGUUUUCAUGUAUUUUGUGCUUCGAAAACGCUUCGUUUUGUGCUAGGAGGCGCCACCUGUUUAAAGCAAUGCUUACCUAUUGUAACCGCGUUGAACUUACCACUCGAGACACUUAUUUGCUGAACUAUUUUUUACAUUUUCAUCGAAUCAUGCGAAGUUGUACCUUUAAAUCAGAUCGAGUGCGCGAUAAGGAAACCGGCGAUGUGAUCGCUAUGAAACGUAUCUGCUAUUCGCACGAUAUAACUGAAGACACUCUCAUUUCUGGAGUUCGAGAGAUUCUUGGUUUGGCUAGAUUGCAUCAUCCAAAUAUUCUUCAUCUACGAAACCUCGUUCUCAGUUCGAGCUCUAUAUUCGUUUCCUUUGAAGAGUGUUUGACAGAUCUUGGCCAGAUGGUUGAUAAUCUUCAGACGCCUCUCAGCGAACCGCAGGUGAAAUGCAUCAUGUGGCAGCUUUUUAGAGGUCUAGAAAGCCUUCACGCAUUGGGAAUCGUGCACCGCGAUCUCAAAGCGUCUAAUGUCCUCGUAUCCCAUACAGGUGAAGUCAAAAUCGCGGACUUUGGAUUAUCGAAGGAUUGCCUUAGAGACAAAUGUUGGACCCCUAACGAUGUUGUCACACUGUGGUACCGUCCGCCGGAAAUCUUGUUCCAGGUCCCACAACAUACUACUGCUGUUGAUAUGUGGUCAGCCGGUUGCAUUAUGGGCGAACUCCUGCAGAAGCGGCCCCUUCUACCUGGAAAAACGGAGCUCCAGCAGAUCGAGCUUAUUACCCAGCUUAUUGGGUCGCCUGACGAAAAUGUGUGGCCAGGUGUCACCAGUAUUUUUACUGCGUCGGGAGUGCAAUUGCGGCUCAAGAGCGGACGUAAGCCGUCUCUAAAUAAUUUACGCCGUAACUUCGCUUGGCUUUCCGCAGCUGGAAUAAGACUGCUUACAUCUUUAUUAUGCUACGCACCGGAAAACAGAGCAUUUGCCGCAGACUGUUUUCGAAGUGCGUGGUUUAAAGAAGAGCCAUUUGCAUGUGAACCGAGCCAGCUUCCAUUGGGCCGACGACAUCUUGAAAGGAAGAGUCUGCUUCAAACUAGUUCCGAUUAGGGGUCACAUUCGCAAACAUCACCGUCUGUAAAACGACCAAAAUGCAAUUUUUAGCGACAUUGGACUCUGCUCGACAAAUGAAUAGCAUCGGCUGCUCGGAAAUAAUGGCUGUGGCUAAAUGGGCAUACGGCCCAAAUCUGUAAAUAUCAAGACUAGCUGUUACCGUUUGAUGAGGUCACUAGCCAAGUAAAUCCUUUUCAAAGGUGAGCUCAACACCAUCAAGACCAGUCGUUUCUAGAUAACAUCGAGCGCUACUCUUCUACUGCUAAGCCUUCAGGAACCCAUUGAAGAUCAUUAGGGUAUCAAUGCGUGGAAGAACUCUAUCCUGCUUUAGCCGACGCUGACGAAAAAUUUUCUGCUUUUUUAAAUAGUUUUCACGAGCGAAUUUACUUUAUCAUGUCUACAUACCCCUAAUCGAUCCGAUCGCAUGUUGUUGUUGGAGCAAGCUCUCUUGGAACUGUGAAGCAGUACGCGUAGCCUGCUUGUGUAUCCUGGGAACAAGAACUUUGUUUAAAAAGAUAAAACCUUUGUGACUGUAUCAGACUUCGCUACGAGAGCACCCGAACAUCUAGAGAAUUCCAACAAACGUUGCUUACCUAUAAUAUGUCAUCGGAAGAAAAAGAUAUUAUGUGAUUUCACGAAUGAGCAAGUGUAAGACACGUUUGUAAGGAAAUCAAUAUGAAACAUUUUACCUAGGAUCAGUAACUAACAUGUCUGUGUAGAGCGAUCUAUUUUUUCGGAAAGUAAAAAACAAAAUUAUCUACCGUUUCUGAAAAUCAGCUUGUAUUGUAUGUCACCUCUUUUCCUAUUCCCGAUCUAUCUAACCCAUUUCAAACAAUCGAGUUAACCAGAAAAUGUUUGCAGUUAAGUAAUGUAUUUUUGUCUAUCAUCGUCUCAUAACAAUACGAUCUCAAGCAACACUUCUUCAAAGACCAAUGACGCGUUAAGGAACGUACUACCCGCUUUGUUCAAUAUACAUGACUAGCAUGGUCCAAUGAGAUACUUCUUGCAUGUUUAGAAAAAUUACCUUUAGGGCCAAUAGUGAAAAAUUGGACAAGGGCUACUAGGUUACUGAAGUGAAGAUAUUCUUAAAAGUGAAUUGUAUUGUGUAGACAG
Varroa destructor (honeybee mite) is the source of this 4794-nucleotide messenger RNA. RefSeq names its product cyclin-dependent kinase 10-like. NCBI's taxonomy places the organism in Eukaryota, Metazoa, Arthropoda, Arachnida, Mesostigmata, Varroidae. Gene Ontology annotation, molecular function: protein serine/threonine kinase activity; ATP binding. Gene Ontology annotation, cellular component: nucleus. Gene Ontology annotation, biological process: protein phosphorylation; regulation of mitotic cell cycle. The record is from RefSeq and is a predicted model, not a curated record.